This is a messenger RNA of Paramacrobiotus metropolitanus, 928 nucleotides long. RefSeq lists its product as uncharacterized. Lineage: Eukaryota; Metazoa; Tardigrada; Eutardigrada; Parachela; Macrobiotidae. The coding region runs from base 133 to 675 and encodes 180 amino acids. The record is from RefSeq and is a predicted model, not a curated record. The transcript has 2 exons.
GCAGCGGCACAGUGUAUACCACCUAGUCCUGAUUAAAGUUACAUCGUAAUAUCAAAGAGCGAAGCAGUUGUAAACAAGAUAUUACUGUGCCAUACAUGACUUUUACUGAAUUUACUGCAUGAUUUCUGAAGAAUGUCGAAGUUAUACGGAUUUGUAUACGGUUUGCUGUGUGUUUGUCUGUGGUGUUUUGAACCGUUAUCAACCUAUCCAAUGUUUCCGGCUGUACCUUACAUGACCAUACCCCAAAUGUUUGUGGGACGGAGGCUAAACUUCCCCAAUCCCCCGAUAUACGCUGACUUGGCGUCAGCAAACCGGGUGCUGCACUUCGAUGACUACCGCCUGACGGAGUUCUACACCAGCAACGGCGAAACGUCCGACACCACAUCCAUUCCGCAGAUCCCCUGUGAACAGCAGAACAGCAACGGCCAAACCGGCUUCUGUAUCGCCCGCAAUGACCUGUCCGUCUGUUCCGGCGGCAUCGUGGGGGAAUCACCGGUCUGUACCGGCGGCACCGGCACGGUCGGCAAGAAUGACUUGUGCUGUGUGUUCCCGUCGGAUGACGCCUCCAGCAACGAGGUUACCAACAACUCCAAGGGCAAACGGGGCUUCAAGCUGGCGGACAUUGGGGUGCUGAACAACGGGGUGCAUCCCAAGUUCCUGCCGAAACCCGCAUAAUGAUAGCUGGUGUAUCACGGCCGUAAUUUGUAUGCGGUCUGGUGUAACAAAAUACAAAGCGUACAGUUUUGAAAACAACGGUCUGUUUUUGUGGCCAAUCGCGGUUUUUGUUUGUACUGUACGUGGUCGUGCUGCAUCUACAUGUUUAUGUUAAUAGCAGCAGAUCCAUACUACGGCUCGUAUAAAAAACCAAGCUUGCUCUUGACCUAGAUUUGUUUUAUUGCGUGUCUCGUGAACGCGUACUGUACAUUGA